This is a messenger RNA of Setaria italica (foxtail millet), 2532 nucleotides long. RefSeq names its product homeobox protein BEL1 homolog. Gene Ontology annotation, molecular function: DNA-binding transcription factor activity, RNA polymerase II-specific; RNA polymerase II cis-regulatory region sequence-specific DNA binding. The record is from RefSeq and is a predicted model, not a curated record. NCBI's taxonomy places the organism in Eukaryota, Viridiplantae, Streptophyta, Magnoliopsida, Poales, Poaceae. The transcript is spliced from 5 exons. Gene Ontology annotation, biological process: regulation of transcription by RNA polymerase II. Bases 322 to 2088 code for a protein of 588 amino acids.
CCUGCCUGCGCGAUUACUCGCGAGUGAGGCAACCCAAAUUCACUGCUCCUCCCAAAAUCCAGAGCUCGCCCACUGCCUUGAUUUUCAGGAGGAAUUGGUCCAGCUGUAGUCAGAACACGCGGAGUAUAUCACCCUCCCUCCCCGACUCCUCAUCACAUCGCCUCGCCCCCAAAAGCUAUGGCCCUGCGCCCUCCCUGUCCAGGUCUCCGAGUGUAACGAGGCCAUCGUCGGCGCGCGAGAACGAGAGCCCCACCCAGUACAGCGCGUGCAGCUGCUUACCACCAGCCAGCUCGCGCGCGGCUCGGGAACUAGCUACGAAGGAUGGCGCACGAUCCGAGCCUAGCGUACGCGGACUACUUCGCGGCGGGAGGCGGCGUGGGCACGCUGGUCCCGGAGGUGGACGCGGGGGAGGACGACGGCCACCUGUACGGCGGCGUGCACGCGCACCACCACGGGCUCGACAUGUUCGGGGCCGCCAGGGGCCUCGUGCCGGGCGCGAUGGCGGUGGCCGCCGCCUCCGCGGCGCACGGCAAGGCGGCGGACGCGCUCGGUGACUUCGCCGGCCUCAGCGAGCACCACCACCACCGCCUCGGGGGCCACGGACAGGCGCCCCUGACGUCGCUGUCGCUGCACGGGCCCGCCGAGGCCGCGUCGAUGGCGCUGCACCACCACCAGCUCGGCGGGGCGCUCAGGCAGCAGCACCAGGCGGCGGCGUGGCCGCCAUCGCAGCAGCAGGGCGCGUGGCACCUGCGUGGCUCCAGGUUCCUGCGCCCGACGCAGCAGCUCCUGCAGGAGUUCUGCGGCCUCCCCGUGGAGACCGCCGGCACGGCCACCGCUCCCAAGCCACCGACGACGAAGCCGGCGAGCGAGGACGGCGCCGGGGAGGGAUCAUCGGCCCCGGCACCGUCGGCGCAGAUCCAGGCCAAGGACGCCGCCGAGCUGCAGCGGCUCAAGGCCAAGCUCUACGCCAUGCUCCAGGAGGUGGAGAGGAGGUACCGGAGGUACCGCGAGCAGAUGAGGGCGGUGGCGGGGUCCUUCGAGGCGGUGGCCGGGGAGCGGGCGGCGGCGGCGUACACGAGGCUGGCGUCACGGACGAUAUCCAAGCACUUCCGGAGCCUCAGAGACGGGGUGGCGGCGCAGAUGCAGGCGGUGCGCCGCGCGCUCGGCGAGAAGGACGCGGACGGCGGCGUGCCGUCGGCCGGGAUGGCCAAGGGGGAGACGACGCCCAGGCUGCGGGUGCUCGACCAGUGCCUCAGGCAGCACAGGGAGUACCAGGCCGGCGUGCUCGAGAGCCAGCCGUGGAGACCGCAGCGGGGGCUGCCGGAGCGCGCCGUCUCCAUCCUCCGGGCCUGGCUAUUCGAACACUUCCUGCAUCCGUAUCCAAGCGACGUGGAUAAGCACAUCCUGGCGCGUCAGACGGGCCUAUCACGCAGCCAAGUCUCCAACUGGUUCAUCAACGCGAGGGUGAGGCUGUGGAAGCCCAUGGUAGAGGAGAUGUACGCGGAGGAGAUGAAGGACCCGCAGCAGGAGGGCGGCGCCUGCAGUAACGCGAACAGCAACGCUAAUAACCCUAGCAGCUACAGCGCCUCAGAACUAGGGCAGGGCCGCGGCGGCGCCAGUGGGGAGGACGGCGCCGAGAGGAAGCCGACGCGGGCGCAGCUGGUCCACGACGCCGGGUCCCUGGCCUCCGUCGUGAGCAUCGGGAGCAGCAGCAGGGACCCGCAGAACAUCAACUUUGGCAUGAUGGACGGCCACCUCGACUUCGGCGCGUACAACGACGACCACGCCACGGGGACCGGGCACGGCUUCGGCGGCGGCGUGUCCCUGACGCUCGGGCUGCAGCAGCACGCCGGCGACGACCCGCACGGUGGCGUGAACGUCGCGUUCGCGGCGGCCCCGUCCGCGGCGCACGAGUUCCUGUUCAUGGCGGGCGGCGAGCAUCAGCAGCAGAUGGUCGCGGCUGGCAGCGUCCACGGUCACCAUCAGGGCCAGUUCGGCGCCGGAAUGGAAGGCGACGCCGCCUCGCACUACCACCGGGGCCUCAGCGCCGCCACUGGAUUCCAGCUCCUCCACGACCUGGCUGGCUGAACGCGUUGGCAUCACGGGGGACGGACGGACGGACCGGCGCGAUCAUCAGAGCGGAGUGCUUUAAUUUGCUUUGGAGGUUCAUGCGAUGUUUGACGGGGAUGUGCCAACGGCAGCAGCUAGCGGAUGGCAUUGGGCAUUGGCAUGGGCGCACGCGCAUGGUGCGCGCAGCUUGUGCGCCUCUUGUGUAGGGCGCUUUGGAUUUUUGUAGGGUUUAGAUUCCUCUCCCUUCAAUUCUUGGCAGGGCGUCUCUGUCUGUCUAUAUGUGUGUAUCAGUUUCAGCGAUUGCCAUUGACAUUGUUUGCUGCGGACACCUUGCUCCGCGGACUUACUGUUGCACGCUCGCGCGAACACACCACGCUUUUCUGACACUUUGGGCGUUGCUUUGCGGUCGUCCAUCGAUUUUCUUCCUUUUCGGUAAUGGGCAAAUUCACUGUGCUUUUGUUA